AAUGGACUUGUGAGAGUUACGAGCCUUGUUCGUAUUCGUGUGGUUUUGACGUGCAUUGAGGCACUUAUUAAAGAUGCAGUGCAACAGCUGUUUACAGCUAUUUAUUUAAUUACUCAGAAAAUCCUACAUGCAUAAAAUCGAUCGCGGCUUUGAAUUGAAUUGAAUUGAAUUGAAUUGGAUUGAAGCCCACGCAUUACUCAAUAAAUGAAUGAACGCUAAUUAUAAUAACUAUUAUAAUUAUUAUUAUAAACCACGGCCCCUCCUCUCCACUCUUCUCCACCUGAAGGUCCUCCUCAACUACAAAUCCAUCGCCCCCUCAUUCCAAAACCCAGAAGCUUCCUCCUCAUCUCUAUCCCCAAUUCCCCUUAAAACCCCUUCUUAAACCCUCUCUUUCUCUCUAUCUCCCUCAAAAAUGGCGAUCCAUUUCCAAUACCCACCGCGCUUCUCGUCCCUUCUCCUGCUGCUGCUGCUGCUGCUGCUGCUGCUAAUCUCCGCUCUCUUCGUCGUCGUCGUCGACUCCGAAUCCGACCAACUCCUCCUCCUCCCCCUCCGCCACUCCCAGUCCCACUCCGACUCCUCCGCAGGUCACUCCGUACACCAGCUCCUCAAGGCAUCCUCGCUCCGCUCCGCCGCGCGCCACGGCGGCCCCCUGCGGCGGCGGCGGCGCCACCCCGUCCGGCGCGGCGGCGGGCAGGUGUCGGUCCCGCUCUCCCCCGGGAGCGACUACACGCUGUCGCUGUCGGUGGGGCCGACGACCGUGUCGCUGUUCCUGGACACGGGGAGCGACCUGGUGUGGUUCCCCUGCGCGCCCUUCGCCUGCAUCCUCUGCGAGGGGAAGCCGGCCCCGAGCCCCAACCCUCCCCCUCCCCGCCCGCCGCUGGCUGCCCUCAACCCUGCCUGCUCGUCGGGGGCUGCUCCCGCCCACUCCGCCCUCCCGCUCCGACCUCUGCGCGCCGCCGCCGGCUGCCCCUCAGACAUCGAACGUCCUUCCGCCCCGCCCUGCCCCCGCCUCUACUACGCCUACGGCGACGGCAGCCUCCUCGCCCUCCUCCGCCGCGGCCCCCUCUCCCUCGGCGCUCUCCUCCCCAACUUCACCUUCGCCUGCGCCCACUCCGCCCUCGCCGAGCCCCGCGUCGCCGGCUUCGGCCGCGGCCCCUCUCCCUCCCCGCCCGCUCGCCCCCCUCUCCCCUCCCUCUCCUCCCGCUUCUCCUACUGCCUCGUCGCCACCUCCUUCCGCCCCGAUCGCCUCUCCUCCCAGCCCCCUCAUCCUCGCCGCGACCCUCACCUAAUCCCUUCGUCUACACCCGCUCCUCCGAACCCUAAGCACCCUACUUCUACUCCGUCGCCCUCGAGUCAUCUCCCUGGGCCCCGUCCGGAUCCGAACCCGCCCGAACUCGCCGCCGUGGACCGGGCCGGGAACGGCGUGGUGGUCGACUCGGGCACCACCUUCACCAUGCUCCCGACGAGACCCCAUCCCUCCUCACCGCCGAGUUCCGCGCCAAAUGUCCGCCGCCGGUUCGCCCGCUCGCCCGGACCGAGUCCCGAACCGGCUCGGCCGUGCUACCACUACCCAGACACGGAACGACCCUCCUAGCCCGGCCUGGUCCUCCACUUCAAGGGCAACGCCAGCGUGGCGCUGCCGCGGCGGAACUACUUCAUGGGUUUCGAGAGCGAGAGCGAGAGCGCGGAAGAGGGGGGUGGUCGGGUCGGGUGCUUGAUGGUGAUGAACGGCGGAGAUGGAUCGGAUGAUGAUUACGGUGGGCCCGCGGGCACGCUGGGGAAUUUCCAGCAGCAGGGGUUCGAGGUGGUCUACGACUUGGAGCAGGGCCGGGUCGGGUUCGCGCGGCGGCGGUGCACCGCUCUCUGGGACUCGCUCUCCCGUGGGUAGCGUAGGGGUAAAUCCGUUAAUUCACCCUGCGGGGGCCUCGUGCGCGCGGGGUUGACUCGGGAGUCGCCGCGCGCACGUGCGGAGGGGGGCUGGAGUUGUGGUUUUAGCAGUCCCUGUAGUAGCACUAGCAACGCAGGUGGUUCGGGGAGUGGAGUGUACGUAAGUGUGGUGGUGUGGUGAUGCGGCACGUGAUUUUGGAAGGCUCUGGAAAGAUCUCUCUUGCUCAAGUGUGUGUACUGUAGAUAAAGUUUUUUUUUUUAAAAAAAAAAAAAGAAGAAGGAAUGGGUGAAAAAUAAAAUAAAACAAAAAGAAGUGUAAAUUACAAUUUGCUUCUUGUGGUUCAGAAUAUAUUUUAGUUUAUCAU
Ananas comosus (pineapple) is the source of this 2252-nucleotide messenger RNA. Its product is annotated as probable aspartyl protease At4g16563. Lineage: Eukaryota; Viridiplantae; Streptophyta; Magnoliopsida; Poales; Bromeliaceae. The record is from RefSeq and is a predicted model, not a curated record. Gene Ontology annotation, biological process: proteolysis. Gene Ontology annotation, molecular function: aspartic-type endopeptidase activity. Gene Ontology annotation, cellular component: plant-type cell wall.